Molecule: messenger RNA, 480 nt
Organism: Penicillium lagena
Lineage: Eukaryota; Fungi; Ascomycota; Eurotiomycetes; Eurotiales; Aspergillaceae
Exons: 1
Coding region: 1-480 (159 amino acids)
Source: RefSeq, a predicted model, not a curated record
AUGCUUCCCUGGGCACGGAAUCCCAGUUCGCUUUCGUGGACAGCAGCUGGUCGGGUGUGGCAGCGGAGUGUCGGAGUAUACCCACCACCGCGGGGGCUUCGAUCGAGUGCACUGGAUACUGCGACUGGACUGGCUCAUUCAUCUCUCCGGCAGAUGCUCAGUCGCUCACAUCCUCGGCCUUCAGGUGUGCGGACAAUAUUGAUUUCGGCCAGCCCAUCGGGAGCAUCUGCUGAGAAGGUGGGAUAUGUGCACAGAGGAAUGAACCAAGCCCGUUCCUUCACGAAGAUAAACAACACCAAGGCCACCGACAGCCACAAAACGGAAGAGGUUCUUCAGCGAUUUGAGACCAAGGAUGGUGAGGAAGGCACUCAACCGCAGCGGCAAGUGUUGAAUGAAGAGGGCAAGAGGUCACAGUCCACGUUGAAACCCGACACAGAGCCUCACAGUAUGACCACGGGUAAGUGGCCUUGUUGUAUCUAG